CCGCUCGCCCCCGCGCUCUCGAGUGGCUGACUAACCUGAGUCGCGGUGCGCUUGCGCGCGGGCAGAGUUUCCGUGGCAACCGCGCGGCUCGCUGUUUGUCCUCUCUCGCCCUCGUGCGGCUCCCGGAAUCCGCGCCUGCGCCGAGGCCUCGGCCCUGAGGUGGUCGAACGUGCCGCUGGGGGAGUCGGCGCUUGGAGGACCCAAGAAUAUCUAAAGCCACGGGGAAAAUGGUGGAAAAUUCACCGUCGCCGUUGCCAGAAAGAGCGAUUUAUGGCUUUGUUCUUUUCUUAAGCUCCCAAUUUGGCUUCAUACUGUAUCUUGUGUGGGCUUUUAUUCCUGAAUCUUGGCUAAACUCCUUAGGCUUAACUUAUUGGCCUCAAAAGUAUUGGGCCAUUGCUCUGCCUGUGUAUCUCCUCAUUACCGUAGUCAUCGGUUAUGUCCUCUUAUUUGGAAUAAACAUGAUGAGUACGUCUCCACUUGACUCCAUUCAUAAUAUCACAGAUAACUAUGCCAAAAACCAACAGCACAAGAAAGACCAAGAAGAGGCCAUCCCAGCACUAAGAGAUAUUCCUAUUAGUGAAGUAAACCAAAUGUUCUUUCUUGAAGCCAAGUAACUUUACACCGAAAACUUAAUUGUAUGUAGACUAAUACCAAACAUUUAGUAUAAAUUUUUGACAUAAAGGUUUCAACCAUACUAAUUUAGGUUGUCUUUCUGAUUAAUAUAC
Budorcas taxicolor (takin) is the source of this 725-nucleotide messenger RNA. RefSeq names its product phosphatidylinositol glycan anchor biosynthesis class P (gene PIGP). The record is from RefSeq and is a predicted model, not a curated record. Gene Ontology annotation, biological process: GPI anchor biosynthetic process. Bases 228 to 614 code for a protein of 128 amino acids. Gene Ontology annotation, molecular function: phosphatidylinositol N-acetylglucosaminyltransferase activity. The transcript has 5 exons. NCBI's taxonomy places the organism in Eukaryota, Metazoa, Chordata, Mammalia, Artiodactyla, Bovidae.